AUGGUACGAUCGGUAAAAGAAAGUCUUCGAUCAUGUUUGAAAUCUGCUUUUGUUACGCAAGUCGAACUUUACACACUUUUGUGCGGAAUAGAGGGUCAGAUUAACUCUCGUCCUAUUUCUAUCGUGAGCGCAGAUCACGAAGAUCCUGCUCCUAUCACACCGGCUCAUUUAGUUUUGGGAAAAUCCUUGGUCCAAUUACCCGACUAUCCCAAAAGAGACAUGCUUCCUGUCAAAGCCGACGUGCGAUGGAAAUAUAAUCAGGAGCUUCAAAAGAAGUUCUGGGCUCGUUGGAGAAAAGAAUAUUUGGUUGCUUUACAGACGAGCAAUGCAUGGAAGAAAAAGGAUAAAGAUCCUAAACUUGGCGAAGUUGUUUUGAUCGCUGACAAAACUGUUCCUCGAUCUACUUGGCCUCUUGCUAAAAUUAUUGAGUUGGUUAUAAGUCGUGACGGACUCAUUCGAUCGUGUAUGUUGAAAACUUCCACGGGUAUCGUCAAGCGAAGCAUUAAUGUUCUUCAUCGUUUAGAGGAUGAUCUAUAAACCAACCCCCGAAUUGAUGUCUUUGCUAUCGCAUUAGUUUUGGUAAUUCAGCACUAAUGGCUGAUCUCUUUGAUCUUUUAAUUUUGCAUCAUUAAGCUGGAUAACGUCUCUUUUAACAGAUGACUUACUUGCCUUCACAAGUGAGUGUAUGCCCAUUAAUAGGGGUUCAACUUCUCACUUUGCCAAGCAUGUUCUUGACAAGCAAAAACUGCUGACUCCCCGUCAUUAGCUUUCCAUUUCAAACAGUCUUAGAUGUUUCUUUGCUCAUCAAUUUCUUGAAAACACGUUUGGCAUCAAUUUAUUGCGAUGAAUAUUGUUUCUUGUUUGACAAAAAACAUAAUUUCUUUCAGUUGAUAUUCAGCUUUCUGUCCAUUAAGAUGAACUUUAUAACGCUGUUUUCAACAUUUUGCCUUUUCUUUGCAAAUGGAAAAGGGGCAAAGUAUGAGCACCUCUUCAAACCACAAGGGCUGGUUGCGGGAGUCACCAGCUAUGGUCAUUUGACUUUUGACAUUGACCUUUCUGUCGUGGAGAAGGACCUUCGAGAAGCAGAAAUAAUCAUCGAACUGUUCAAAACCUUUAAAGUGCAAGAAGACAUUGACUCGGACGUGCGAAGGAUUGCGCGGUCCACCUAUCACAGUGCCCAACGCAACAUUCGUCAAAUACAAAGGGAAUGGGACAACCUUCGUUGGUCUCUAGAAUCUCCUAGUGAUAGCCGGGUCAAGCGCUUUAUAGUUUCUUCCAUCAUCGCCACUAUUGGAGUGGUGGGUUCCAUCGCAUCAGUAUUUUCGCUUUCGGAACUGGUAUCUUUAUCUUCUUCAGUUGAUGGACAUACCGAGGAAACCACUGAUUUUAUUAUUGAGACUCUACAGAACCAUGAGGCACGGCUUUCCGUCCUUGAGGAACAAACUUUGAGGAUCAAUAAUACCCUGAAGACUAUUGUGUUGUUUUCCGACACAAUGAAAACCCACGUUGAACUUGACCAUUUGAGCGUUUUGGUCUCAUCUUAUCUGCAGGCCCUCGAAUUUCAGGUCAAUCGUGUUUCAAAUGGGAUUAACUCCGUACUUGACGGAAGGAUAAGUCCCAAUUUGAUUGAUAGUCUUCAAGUGCAAGACGCAUUGUCACGUUUGUCCGAGAAAGCCAAAAAGUCGGGAUACAUUUCCACCAUUCAGGAUAGGCCCAGUGCUUUGUACAUGCUACCUUGUAGUUUUAUAAUGGUGGGAAAGUACUUGCGUGUCUUUAUACACGUCCCUCUUUUGAGGGCAGGUACCGUUAUGGAACUUUUUGAAUUCCAUGAUUUCCCGAUGUACCUCAAUGAUACUGACAAGUUUGUAAGUAUCAAGGAGGAUAGUAAUUUCCUGGCUGUAAAUGAGUAUCAUGAUGGCUUCCUUGUCUUGAAGAAGGAAGAGGUCAUCAAGUGCCCUUUGGUAGGACACGUUCGUUUUUGCCCGAACCACAAUAUCCAAUACAGGGACUUUUCCCGUAAUUGUUUGGCCUCUUUAUUUAAAGCCAAUUUGGAGGAUAUUCUUGCGGUUUGUGACUUUUGGGGUCACCAUGCCGUGGAAAAGGUAGAACAACUUUCUCCCAAUGAGUUCUUGAUUUUUCAUGCCUCAUUGACUAAACUCCGUAUCGAGUGUCCCAACAGGCCUCCUUAUAUUGAAGAGUUUAGAGGGACAAAACUUUUUAAUGUCGCUCCCAACUGUCGUGGAUACUCGCCCCAUUAUAUGUUCACUGCAGAGCACUCAUUCAACCUUUCGUUGAACUCGCAGUUAUCAUCCCUUGAGAUUGAUUUUUCAUUCUCAUUUGGGGUUAACAUUUCGGACAUUGUGUCUUCUUUAGACAAUGUGACUGCUUUUUCAGUAAGAAACAUUAGGAAGGAAAUGCCCCAGCCUUCCAGUUCAACUCCUCACUUUUGGGUGACUUUUGGACAUUCAGUAAUCAUCUUUUUGAUUAUUGGUGUACUGAUUUUUGUUGUUUUUACUUUAAGACAUAAACGUAAAAAAAUUCCCAUUGGUUCUUUACCAAAUCUCAUUAUCAAUACUUCUGGUGAUGGCAAUCGCACUGUUUCUGAGGACCCGACCUCGUCGAUUACGUUGUCGCGUGGACCGUCGAUUUUGAGGAGACCCUGAUUGCCUCGCAUUCGCCCUCAACCCCAACAAGACGAGGAGCCUUCUCUGACCAUUGGGUCUGGAAAUUGUUGAUGAAACUUUUGGACAGUUUCAUGGGGGAGUGUUGAUUCCAGCCAUAUCUUUUAUGUUGUGUUGUAUAUAUUCGUGUCAUGUCAUUCGUGCUCGUUGAAUAUUUGUACAGUGUUUUAUUGUACGUCAAAGUGAAUUUUAUGUAUCAUGUCAUAGCCUCGUGUCUUCUUCUUGUUUGCUGUCGUGAGGAUCCGUUUCUUUUAAUGGGCUUCAUCUUCACCAUGUGGAUAAUGAACUUUGGUAUCGUCCGAUCUUAUUCGGCCUUGAUCUGCAGUUUACAUGGAAGAUGGCAGAAGACACGAAGAGAAGUUGGAUUUUUCAGCUAAUGGAGAACAGACCUGUUUUAUUAGUUCGUCCAACGUGUUUGAUAUUUUAAUACAGUCCACCUAGUUACACUUUUGUGUUAACGCUAAAAAUACAAUUCUGACUAUCGAACGGA
Tigriopus californicus is the source of this 3171-nucleotide messenger RNA. RefSeq lists its product as uncharacterized. NCBI's taxonomy places the organism in Eukaryota, Metazoa, Arthropoda, Copepoda, Harpacticoida, Harpacticidae. The record is from RefSeq and is a predicted model, not a curated record. Bases 1 to 537 code for a protein of 178 amino acids. The transcript has a single exon.